AUGGCGACGAGCUUUCUACCAGUGCUCUCCCCCAGCGAUGUACAGCGUGCGGCUGAGCUCAUCCAACAAGCGUAUGCACCGCACAAUCAUCUUGCGUCUGGAGAUCAGCGGCGUCUUCAGCAAGAACUCUUCGACAUCCAAAAACGCCCGGAAGCAUGGGGUCUCGUCCUGCCUUUUCUGAACCACGACGACCCGAACGUCCAGUUCUUCGGAGCGCACACUGCGCAGGUGAAGAUUGCGCGAGACUGGGCGUCGUUUCCGCAAGAACACGUCCUACCGCUACGCGAUAUGCUACUCGACUUGACUGGCAGGUCUAUUGCCGCUGGACGGAAUAAGGUCAUCCUGCGUAAACUGUUCGUCGCAGUCACCUCUCUAGCACUGAAGAUCUGUCCCGCAAACCCACCACAAUGGCCGGACUGGCUCACGCUGUCCAUAAAUGCGCUAUCCAGCUUGGGCGCAUCUAGCGAACACCUGCUUGACUUCCUCGCGAUCGUCGCGGAGGAGGUGGAGAGCGCUAAUCUACUUCCGCCUAGUAAAUCUCAAAUGCAGCGGACACUACUUGAAGUCGUACCCAUGGUUGUGGGUGCGCUAACAACGUGCAUUGCCACCCCGCAAGCACGGAGCACGCCGCAUCAGCUCGCAUCAGCCCUCAAAUGCCUCCAAGCGUGGCUAUCCUUGCUACCCGCUAACGACUUGACACCACUCAUACCGCCACUCAUUGCACUCCUGGAUCCAAUGCCUGGCACAGAACCACUAGAAUUCGACGAAACGUCGUUUGUACUCUCAUCGGACACGCUGCAAGAGGUCAUGUCCAAGUCUGCCCUCUCGGAUGGAUCAGGCAGCAAGACGCUGACGGAGCCGCUCCUGCUGUGGUUCUAUCGAAACGGGAAUAGGAUCGUCGGCGAUACCCUCAACACUGGCUUUGUCGACGGCGUAUCGCAUUCAUUUUGUAAGCUCCUGGUAGCUGUAGGCGAUCACUCUACGCUAUACUUGGCAGCGCACAUCGCAUCGCCUGCCCCGCCAUCUCCGGUUCCCCCGAUUCCCUCUCCCAUCUCGUUCCCGGCUCCUUCCAUUCCCACCAAGUCUGACAUCGUACAGACCUUCCUGCGGCUCCUGCUCGCGUACACUGCGCUUCCCGGGUACUACGCCGCCGAUGAGGAGGAAAGCGAGCUGACCCUCGGGUUCUGGUAUCUCUUCCAAGAGGCACUGUGGGCCGCCGAGUACGAGCAGGACUUUGACUACACAGGUGAAGAGGUCCCCGACGGUCGGGGUCAGACUGAGCCACCACAAUGGCCCAUCGCCAAGGCGGUUUACUCGGAGCUUGUGCAGGUCCUACGGCGAAAAGUAGAGUGGCCAGACGCUCUGACGUUGCGCACGUGGCCGAGAGAUAGACGAGACAAGUUCCAAGCAUACCGGCGUGAUGUCGGGGACACCUUGAUCAAUGCAUACUAUAUCCUUCGUGAUGACUUGGUGGGCUACUAUGUUAAUGACCUUCUCGGGCGCCUCGCAUCCCGUCAGGAUCAACAAAAGUGGCAGGAAGUAGAAGCAACUCUGCAUUGUGUUAUGGCCAUUCAGGAGGCCGUUCCCAUAGAAGACAACCCACACCUGGUCAGACUAUUUGGACCCGAGGUAUAUGGUCGCCUUCCAGUUACUGGGAAUGAACGUGUGCGAAGGACUGCACUCAUACUUGCUGGCUCGUAUUCAUCAUGGUUCACGACACAAACUAGCACCACAGGGACGACUCUCCUCAUGAACACUAUUUCAUAUGUUGUCGCUGCACUUUCGGAACCCUCAUUAUGUCUGCCAGCGGCAAAUGCGCUUCGCGAACUAUGCGAUGCCAAUCGGACUGUUCUCGCGCCGCACAUUGGUGCUUUCUCCCAGCUACACGCGGGUCUUACGGGCAUUCCUGAUACUGAGAAGGCCAAAGUUCUACAGUCCAUUGCGAGCAUCAUCCAAGCCUUACCUCCAAUGGAGGCUAUCCCUCCUGUUGAGGCUUUAGUCAGUCCUGUGGUAGCAAGGCUAUUUGAAGCUCUCCAUCUAUCGACGCGGCUUCCGGAUGAGGCGCGUCUGAUGGCUGUGCAGCAACUAGAGACUAUCUCAGGAGUCGCACGCGGCCUCACUCGGACAAGCGAUUCUCUGCUGGUAUUGGACGAAUCACCAGAGGUCCAAAUGUUAGCCCAACAAAUGCAGCAAGCGAGAGCCGAUCCUCGCACCGUCAACCUGCGACAAGGCCUUCUUGACGCGAUCCGAAAGGUGGUGGACAUUUGGUGUGCAGAUGCUAGCAUCAGCGAUGCCAUGAGCGAUCUGGUAAAGGCAAUCACGUCCCUACCCUCAGACAUCACGAUCAUGUCCCUUCCUCCAGCUCCUCUCCUCGAAGUCAUCUGCGUGGCUUCGCAGCGUCACGUGACAGCUGUCUGGAUGAGUUUGGCUAGUAUGCUUGUGGUUCAACUCGACCCUCCAGCUCUGCUUCCUACAACCUUCAAGCCGAUUCCAAGCGAUGAAGGACGUGGCGUUGUGCUCAAUGCCCUUGUGGUCCUUUUAGGGUCAACAUUGACAAGUCUGGAUAAACCGGGAGCGAUGGACGAUAACCCUGACAUUGUCCAGUCCUUCUUCAACUGCAUGGACACGGUCGCGCAACACUUUGUCUCGACGUUCUAUAGUCUACCUCCGGAACUGUUCAACGCUCUAAUGUCUUGUGCGGUCACCUCACUCAAUCUGCAAGAACGAUAUUCACUCGUUGCGGCUUGUAAUUUCGUGAUCACACUCAUAAGCCGCACACACGCAACGGGUGAACUUAGCGAUGCAAAGGAAAUGCUGGCUAGAAUGCAUGGACGCUCCAUCAUGAAAGCAGUCCUUAGUGGCUUUGCCGGAAGUGCACCUCGCUCAGCUUCACAGAAUCUCAUAGAGCUACUUUCUACAUUAUUAAACCGAUACCCUGCCGAGAGUCGGAUAUGGAUGUCUGAUGUUCUUUAUGCAGGCGAUUUCGUUGAAUCGCACGCCAGCAGUGAAGCUAAGGAGAAAUUUGUCAAGGCAGUGUCCGGCACUCGGACAAUGAAACGCAUACGAGAGGCUGCGCAACAGUUCACACUCGUUGCAAGGGGCCUAGAAGGUUCAAGCUUUGGAUAUGCAACCAUUACAAUGUGAGAGCGACGAUGAGAGAAGGGAACCGGUAUCCACUAUUGCCGCUAUCACGAAGGACUGACCACGACGGGACCUGUACAUUAUCAUAAGAGUGGUAUCUCCACAAACUUCUCUUGAA
Molecule: messenger RNA, 3259 nt
Organism: Postia placenta MAD-698-R-SB12
Lineage: Eukaryota; Fungi; Basidiomycota; Agaricomycetes; Polyporales; Adustoporiaceae
Exons: 19
Coding region: 1-3144 (1047 amino acids)
Biological process (GO): protein import into nucleus
Cellular component (GO): nuclear membrane; cytoplasm
Source: RefSeq, a predicted model, not a curated record